AUUGAUGUCAUUUAAUAAAUUUAAAGGACGGCUUCCUCGAAUAUCAGAGCAUGUCAUAGCUUUGGAGUUAGCUCACAACUCUUUUUCAGGAUCCUUAUCUUCUUUAUUGUGUGACCCCGAUCCGCGUAACAAGUACAUGUUGGUGUAUUUGGACAUAUCAAAUAAUUAUCUGGUUGAAGAACUUCCAGAAUGUUGGAGCAGUUGGGCAUCUUUGUCUUACAUAUACCUAGGGAAUAAUCAGAUGGUUGGUCAAGUUCCUCCAAGGAUGGGUUCAUCGUUUUCUCAUCUGAGAGCACUAGAUCUACAAAAUAAUGGCUUUUCUGGUCAUGUACCUUCGACUUUUUGUCAUUGCACAUCUUUGGUGUUCAUCAAUUUAGAAGGAAACAACUUUUCCGGAAAUAUACCAUCAUGGCCGCAAAAUAUAUCAGUUUGUGAAGCUGAGAUCCAAUCAAUUUACAGGCACUUUUCCUCCCCAGCUCUGUAGUCUCUCUGCUUUGAUUGUAUUGGAUCUUGCAAAAAACAAACUUUCAGGAUCAAUCCCUCAUUGUCUGCUCAAUAUAACCCUUAUGAUUUCGGGCCGAUUUCUUGAAAAUGCUUUAAGCAAACAAGAUCAACUUGUAUCAACUGGCUUUCCAUCUCCACAAGAAUUCAAAAUAUAUUUGCAGACAAAGGGUCAACAAUUACAGUAUGAUAAAAAUUUGAAGCUCGUGCGAAGUAUUGAUCUAUCAAUGAACAAAUUCACGGGAGAAAUUCCUAUCCAAUUGUUCAAGCUCACUCAAUUACAAUCAUUGAACUUAUCGUAUAAUUAUUUGACUGGAGAGAUACCGGAGCAGAUUGGAGAGAUGAAAGAUUUAGAGUCUCUUGAUUUAUCCCAUAACAAUCUUCAUGGGAACAUUCCUCAGAGUAUGUCUGGUCUAUCUUUUCUAAGUGUUUUGAAUCUUUCAUACAACCAUUUUAGUGGACGAAUUCCACUGGGAACUCAGCUUCAGGGUUUUGAUGCAUGGAGUUAUGUUGGGAAUCUUGAGCUUUGCGGAGCUCCUCUUCCAAAUAACUGUACAGUACCAGAAAAGCUAGACAAUACAAAACAAGUUAAAGGAAAUGAUGAUGAUGGCUUUUUGAGGUCAUUGUAUCUUGGGAUGGGAGUUGGAUUUGCGGUGGGAUUCUGGGUAGUUUGUGGUUCUCUGUUCCUAAACAGAGCAUGGAGACACACUUAUUUUCGAUUCUUUUAUGGUGUGGUUGAUCGAAUCUUUGUCUUUGUGGUCAUAAAGCUUCAAAGAUUUCGCUGAUCAGGAAUAAGAGACAACAUUAGUAAUAACAAGUUGAUUGAAGGGCUUUCAAGAAUCGUAUACGUCCCCAAGACUUCGCUAGAUAAGCUCUUUGAUCGAUGGAAGUUAGGUUCAAGGUACUGUCAAAGCUUUCAAGUUUCAAGUGUUCAUAUGUUUUUGGCUAUUGAAGCACGUUGUGAUGUUGAUGACACAAAAACGUGUGGUGAUGUCUUGUAAGCUGUUUGUAUGUCAUUGUGAUUAAUAUAUUAAUUGUUGGGUUCAGAUUUUGUGAGGUACACAAAAUUUGGCUCUUUAUACGAAUUUGUUUGGUUCAAUUAUUAUGAAGAGGUGUUGUCAUAUUCAAUUUUAGUUAACCUCACUAGUGUUGUUGGGAGUAUAGAACAAGCAAUUAUUUGCUGAUCACUAGAAUCGCGUUUGUUUUCCAUAGCAGAGAGACAACAACAGCUGCUUUCUUAACUUGAUCCUGCAAUUUUAGAAUA
This is a messenger RNA of Prosopis cineraria, 1765 nucleotides long. Its product is annotated as receptor-like protein EIX2. The record is from RefSeq and is a predicted model, not a curated record. Lineage: Eukaryota; Viridiplantae; Streptophyta; Magnoliopsida; Fabales; Fabaceae. Gene Ontology annotation, molecular function: protein binding. The transcript is spliced from 2 exons. The coding region runs from base 567 to 1286 and encodes 239 amino acids.